AUGAUUCUAGUGCAAUGGCCGUGGCAAAUACGGCUGUUUAUCAUUUUCAAUUGUUCCCGUUUUGCACUUGGAGGUUAUAAUCAACGAUACCUUCUACACUAUCUGCUGAAAGAAAGACCAUACAAUUCAUUCGAACGACCAGUGCUCAACGAUACACACACAUUACCUGUUCGAAUGAAUUUGGCUUUACAACAAAUCAUUCAUUAUGAUGCAAAAAAUGAAGUUAUUGUUCUGAGUGGCUGGAUGGUUCUCGCAUGGAACGAUUGUAAUUUGAAAUGGAAUCCGAAGAAUUUUGGUGGCAUUGAAACGAUACGUGUACCGAGUACGCAAAUUUGGCUUCCGGAUAUUCUUCUCUACAACAGGUGA
Messenger RNA from Adineta ricciae, 366 nucleotides. Lineage: Eukaryota; Metazoa; Rotifera; Eurotatoria; Adinetida; Adinetidae. The record is from the annotation of a GenBank genome assembly.